CUGAAAGUUCCUUUUACUAUUAUGUUUUAUUUUUGUUAACUAUAUUUUUAUUUAUGACUAUUAUCUAAGUUAUAAAACAAAAGGAGAAACUGAAGUUGAUUUUUCUAUAUUCCUGUAAAUUAGUGUAAUUCAAAAGAACUAUGCCUGAAACGAAGGAAAAAGAACAAAUAAUUCGUUCUUUCGACACAAAAUUCAAGUUCUUAACUUCUUAUGAUCUGUGUAAUUUUACAUCCCUUGAAAGAUUUACUAAAUGGUUAAAAAGACCUGUAGAUGGAGCUGCUCUAGGAGUAUUUCGAGCUAUGUUUGGUGCAGCUAUGCUAAUUGACAUAGCUGAAGAACGUGGAGGCAGCCAAAUCGAUUUGAACUUUGGAGACGAGCGGACAUGCCAUUUUCCGCUAUUUGAUUUUAUUCAAAAUUUCAGUCUUCCUGUAAUGGGUCUUGUCUAUCUGACCAUGUGGCUUGGUGCACUCGGUAUAGCCCUGGGAUAUAACUUCCGUUUGAGUUGUUUGGCCUUCAUAAUACCUUACUGGUAUAUUUUACUGUUGGAUAAGCCUGCGUGGAAUAACCACAGUUACUUGUUUGGUCUCACUGCGGUUCUAUUAAUGAUGACUGAUGCAAAUAGAUUUUGCUCAUUUGAUCAUCCCUUUGAAGAAGGAAUCAAACCAUCAGUCCCUUACUGGAAUUAUUUUCUUAUCAAAUUUCAAUUCUUUAUUCUCUAUGCGUACGCGGGCUUAAAAAAGUUCUCCACUGAAUGGUUAUCCGGCUAUGCGAUGUCAAGUCUAGGAAAUCACUGGGUAUUUGCGCCAUUCAGAACUGUAUUCCCAGUGGAAAUAAUUGAUUUACUUAUAAUACAUUGGUUUACGGCAGUUUUUGACUUUACCAUUCCAUUCCUUAUGACUUUUCGUGGUAGUCGGAGAUUCGCAACACCCUUCAUGUUGAGUUUUCAUUUGAUGAAUUCAAGACUAUUUUCAAUUGGAAUGUUCCCAUGGGUUUGUUUGGCUGAGGUUCCCUUAUUUUUCAAUUUUGACUGGCCACACAAGAUUUGGCCGAGUAUAUGUGGCAUUAAGAAUCCAGAAACUAAAGUUACUCCAAGUCAUGUAAAAAACGAGAAACUGAACCUAACCAAGAACAACAAUAAAUCCAUAACAGACGAGGAAGAAGUCACUUGGAAUGACAAAGCUCGCACGAUAUUGAUUUUAAUUUAUUGUUGCAUACAACUCUUUUUACCGUUCUCGCACUUUAUUACCAAAGGUUACAACAAUUGGACUAAUGGCCUCUAUGGUUAUUCCUGGGACAUGAUGGUCCAUUCAUAUGACACGAUUGUGACGUCCGUCAAAGUUGUCGACAAUCAAAACGGCAACAUGCAUUACUUGGAGCCCUUCGCUUUUACACAUUACGAUCGAUGGACUAAGUCAGCAGACAUGGCUAAACAAUAUGCCAAAUGUAUUCACAGAAAUAUUAUUCGAGAAAUUGCCAAAAAUCCCAGAAACAAACUUAUAUCUUCCUCGAAUAUAUCGAUAUAUUUUGAUGUCUGGUGUUCGAUGAAUGGUCGAUUCCAGCAGCGAACUUUCUAUCCAAAUGUGGAUAUUCUUCAAGCUGAUUGGUCACCAUUUGAAGAGACAUCGUGGUCGUUGCCCUUAAUAAACGAGCUAAACCAUAUGCGACCAAAGCUAAAAGCUAUUGCAGAUGAUGUUCUUUCUUGGAGUAAUUAUUCCGAUGUGGUGUUUGUUGCAGAUUUUCCUAAUCUAACCUUGGACAAUUUCCUAUCACCCGACUUGGGAAAUGUCACACUUACUAUUAUAGAAGGUAGUGUGACGUUCAAGAAUGAGAGUAAACAAUUAAAUUUGAGUACUGGAGACAGUCUUUCUCUAACGGCGGGCGAGUCUCAUCAAGUGAUAACAACAAGUGCUCGACCAUCAUGUUAUCAAUACACUUAUGUGAAUAAAACUAUGGAAAAACUUCAAGAGCCUAUCGAUGAUGCGAAUGCACAAAAGAUCAACGGCCACCUGGCACUGUGGAAGGAAUUCUCUCAAAGAAUCACUAACUACAAAGUAUUUAUGCAUCAUAUUUUUAAGUCCAUUAUGUUUAUAGUAUAUAAAGUGCCUAUCGAAAGUCAUGCUAGGAAUAUUUAAUUUUGUUAAAAAUGAACAACAAAUAAAAGUUCCUUUAGUUUAAAAUUAUUAAUGAGGAAAUUAUCUACAAUUUUUGUACAUUAUUUAAAGUUCAAAAUAUACAAAUAAAAAUUUUUUUCAGUUAUUUUAGUUAAGUCUUUUUUGUU
Eupeodes corollae is the source of this 2278-nucleotide messenger RNA. RefSeq names its product vitamin K-dependent gamma-carboxylase. Gene Ontology annotation, biological process: peptidyl-glutamic acid carboxylation. Gene Ontology annotation, molecular function: gamma-glutamyl carboxylase activity; vitamin binding. The record is from RefSeq and is a predicted model, not a curated record. The transcript has 5 exons. Bases 141 to 2132 code for a protein of 663 amino acids. NCBI's taxonomy places the organism in Eukaryota, Metazoa, Arthropoda, Insecta, Diptera, Syrphidae.